CGAAGACUUCCGGUAGUUUUGAAGGAACUAGACCAUGUCUUGUUAUGGGGGUUUGACACGAGCUGACAGAAAUGCCUUAAUAUAGAGAAUGGACUUCAGUUAUCACCAUACGUAGUAGCUGAGAAUAAAGCAGCACACUAUGGAGCGGGGGAGUCACUUUGGAACCAGCCUGUCACACAGCUUCAGCAUGCCAAGUCUGGCCGAGGGCAGUGAGCCUAUCAGUGAAGCAGAGGAACUCCUGGAGGUGAAAACACUAAAGGAAAGAGGAGAUGAAGCCAUGCAUAUCCAUGACUAUGGGGAGGCCAUAAAACUUUACAAUGAGGCUUUGGAAAUAGAUGACAGAAACGUGGAGGUAUUGAUGGCUCGAACAGCUGCCUAUCUCGAGGAGGGAGACUUCAUCAGGGCUCUACGGGACACGGAACAGAUGAUCUUGAUUGAGGCAGACAACCCAGAGAUAUACAAAUUGCAAGGGAUAACUCUCUUCCACAUGCAACACAAUCGAGAGUCCAUUAAUGCCUUGCUGACAGCCCUUGAUCUUGACCCUGACAAUGCUGAGGACAUCACAGAUCACAUUGCUGCUGUGGUUGGCAACAUCUGUAAUCUGUCUAUAGACUUGGCAGAAUCAUUACUUGAUAUGGAUGCCUACAAGAAGCUGAGUGAGGUUGGUGUAUGUCUGUUCCAGGCUAAGAAGUUUGAUGUUUGUGUUAAAGUGCUUGAAUCUGCCCAGAAGUUCCAAACAAAUCAGAAGGGCAUUACCAUGCGUGUGUUACUGACCAUGGCGAAUGCUCACUCUGCUAUGAAGCAUAGUGAACAGGCAAUAAGUUUGUACCAGGAGUGCUUGUCCACGGCCAUCGCCACCCACGAACAGAUCUAUCAGACCAAAGCACUAGUAAACAUUGCCACCUUAUACUUGGAAAGUGGAGAUCUACAUCAGGCUAUAGUGUACUAUGAAAAGUUAUUGCAUCUCGAGUCAGAACUUAUUGAGGAGUUUGGGACGGAGGACCACAUCCCUGACUUUUGGACUCGGGAACUUCAGUGUGGUCUCCAUCUGAAUCUUAGCAUAGCCUACAAGUCUAUUGGUAACAUGCACUGUGCUGUAGUACAUGCUAGGCAAUACACAAGCCUACUUGACAAGUACAACAUGACUGGCAAGAUAAUUGGCGAGUCUUUUCACAAUGCAGGCAUGCUCAAUGAAAUUCUAGGAAAUUACAGGGAAGCUUUGAAAAAUUAUGAAAUGUAUCUAAAAAACUCUAAACAAGCUGGGGAUAAAAAAGGGAUGGCUCAGGCCUAUGGGUGCCUGGGCACUGUGUAUGCAGCACUGCGCAACUGGAAGCUGUCAAUUACUUAUCAUGAGCAAUACAUCUCAAUAGCCGACAAAUCAAAAGACACCAAAAUGAUGACAAUCUCCAGAGAAAUGUUGGCUGACACAUACAUGUUGAAGGGGGAUUGUGAGGCAGCUGUCCAGCACUAUGAGGCUAUGUCUAACACAUGCUUACGAACCGAUUAUCGUGGAAAAGCUACUGCUUUGUGUAAAAUGGGAAAUGCCUUCCGUGAACUCAAGAGGAACCAGUACAGCAUGCAUUACUAUGAACAGGCAUACAACCUGGCUCAGGACUACUUAUACUCUGACAUUCAGACACUCUGUGAGUUCAGUUUAGCCUGUAUCAAACAACAUUCCACACAAAUGAUGGACAUUGAGCUAGCUAGGAAGUAUUUUUCAAAACUGAUUCCAUUUUUGGAAAUGAAAAUACGUGAGCAUCAAGAUGAGGACACUCACUGUCCUGUGGAGUACCACCAGCAGCUGGUCCAGUGCUAUGACGGAAUGCAAUGUGUUCUCGCCAAGCUUGGCAGCAAACAGGAAUGUCUACAAUUUGCAGAGAUGUACAGACGACGUCACCUGACCCAGCAGGCUGGCUAUCUGGCCUCACUCUCUUUGGGGCUGACCAGUCAUGGGUCAGUGCUUGAGGUAUGGAAUCUUGACCGUAUGAAUCGAGUGGUGAGCCAACAGAGUGCUUAUGUGCUGUAUUACUCCCUCAUCAACAGUCACCUGUUACUGUGGGUGCUGGCUCCAGGUCAGGGCAUCGUCAGAUUCUAUUCUCGCAAGGCAGAGGACAACACAGACAUGGUGCAGCAGGUUAAAGACAUCCUAGAUGAACUGAGGACCUAUACAGACCGUAAGUCUAUACAAAACUCAUGUGAGAACAGAUGCUUGCCUCCAAAAGAUCUUGAAUUAGACUUAGUGCGAAAAAGAAACUUGAUGUUGGGGAAAUCUGUCAGUGAUUUAAAAAAGACCAGGUCCGAGGACGAAGCAUCCACAGACAAACCUCUAAAGACACCGGCUCGCAGACUGUUUGAUCUUCUGCUGGCCCCAGUGGAGGAUAUUCUGAUAAAGCUCGACCCCAAGAGUCAACUCAUCAUCAUUCCGGACAAACAACUCCACCACUGUCCUUUUGGUAUCCUACAGGAUUGGUACUCAAGGUAUUUAUAUGACAGAUUCCGUAUUACCUACCUCCCCAGCCUACUAGCUUUGGAGAAAGUUGUAAACAAUGAACUGAAUCACCUACGAGCCAAGGAUGACUUGGAGUUUGAGCGGACUCAAGCACGAAAGGGUGGCCUCACUAAGGUGUUGUCACUUAUGAUGCCAUCUGCUAGUACAACUCCAGGUGAAAGCUCCAGUGUGUCAUCGUCGGAGGACCUUUUUGACCUUAAAAAGGUUUCCAACCCUCGGCUAGUGACAUCCAGUAUGUCAAGGGUAAAGACUCCAGUCAGAAACAACACAAAGUUGUCAGAUGAAGUAAGCAAAAAUGUGACACGACAGUCCACACAGAUCUUACCUGGAAUCUCCGAGUUUUCUGGCACUGAGUCAGCCAGUCUCCAACACUUACCUGUGGGGACACUGAAACCUGUGGGCCAGGGAACAGCACCACCAGUGGUGGGCUAUCCUGUCCUCCCAGACAAAAUGCUCAACAUCCACAACUACUCCACUCUUACCACAAAGACAUCGACUGGUACUGACAUAACCACCUCAAGUCAAUGUGUCACACAGUUUGAGCAGGUAUCCAGUCAAGACCGGUGUAUGGUGAUUGGUAACCCCCAGCUCCCAGAAAAGUUAAUGCUACAUGGACGUGAGUGGCGGCCUUCCUUAUUGGACCUUGAUUGGGCAUGUCGUGAGUGUAAAACUGUUGCUUCCUACCUAGAUGUAGACGCUGUCAUGGGUCGUGAGGCGACUAAGGCACGGUUUCUGCAGAACGCAGCCAAGGCCACUGUCCUACACAUAGCUACAUACGGAUGUUACAAGGAGGGAUUGCUUGUGUUCAGCCCUAGCCCGGUCCAGCUAGAGGAAGGACCCCCUAAGGAGUCAUCCUACCUGGUCACUGUAGAGGACAUCCUUGACCUGAAGCUGUCUGCCCAGCUGGUUACACUAAAUGUAGGCUAUAGUCCCUACAGACUUCAAGAAACCAUCAACCCUGGAUAUGAGCUGGCAAGCGCAUUCCUGGCAGCUGGGGCGGAGUGUGUACUGCUGCAUACCUGGCCCUUACCUAACGAGGCAGUGAACAAGUUCUACUUCCACUUCUAUGCCAAGCUCCAGACAGGGGCUUAUUUAACUACAGCGAUCUCCACUGCUCUCACGGCAGUCAAGGAAGAUAACAGGUUCAGUGAGGUAUACUUCUGGAGUCCAUUUGUACUGGUCGGUAAGGAUGUGAUGGUCAACUUGAAGGAGAUCCGACAUUCCCAGCUGGACCAGACACUCGAUAGAACGGAGAAAGCUGUAGAGGAAGAGUCCGGAAAAGAAAUGCUAAACCCCAAGUCUUCUCUGCCUAAAGUUCCUGUGAGGGAGGAGCACCUGCUGACUCUGCAGUCCCUUUUGGGAACUGUGUUGUACCAUCACUCCAAACAGCCACAAGUAGUCCCAGAGCUCAUAGACCUGUUGGACAGUUCUCUGAAGAGGCUUCACACAGAGGAACUCAACCAACAGACCACAAACCUGUCGGAGCACCUGACAGCCAGUAUUGGUGGCCUUGACCUGCUAAAGUGUCUGGGGUUCCACUUCCAGGCCAAAGGCUCCACCCUGGCAGACCCAUAUGUGGUGUACCCUCACUGGAACAGGGAUGAACUACUUGUACCUACAUAUGAUGCUCUUAGGGCUGUUAGUGAGAUCACUAAGGAGACCACAUGUACGGAGAGGAUCUACAACAUGCUUCCUUUGUCACAGGACACCAUAUCUCUUAUCAUUGACCUGAUGAGCAUAACAAAGCAUGCUCCUGAGAUCCAGCUCAAGGUUAAUGACCUAUCUGUGCGACCUCUGUGGCAGAACCCGUCUGUGAAGAAAACUCUUAAUGCCAUAGGUUUCCACCAGAUUGGGCUUCUACUGAAUUUCAAUCGCACACCCUUGAACAAGACCCUGUUGACGGCCGCGCUACAGCUGUUCCUGGCCUUGAGUGCCUAUAAGAGUCAGGUGCUGUUGUACAGACUUGAUGUCAACCUCCUAGGAAAACCAGGCACCACCAAGGUCAUAAAGCCAACCAUGCUGCAGGAGAUUGGACGCCUGCCAUCCCUCACACCUCUACUGCUCCCAAGGAAUCAGUUGAGGAUGAGUACACCCUGGCUGAGUCGAGCGGAGAAGGCUGAUGAGAUGGAUGAGAAAAUCAAGCUAGCCCGGGGGAAGUCUGACCUAGAUGAGCGUUACACUGACUAUCAGGAGCGGGCCAGAACCUGGCAUCAAAUCACUGUAGUAGCACAGGCUAAUGAAUCUCUAUCUAAAUUUGGCCGUCCGCGCACCACACCGACCAAAGUGAAAGUGGUACCAGGGGCGAGUGCGUCCCGCGAGAGGAUACCCAUUGGACGUGAAUCUAUGAUGGGCAUCCCUGAGGUGGACCAGAGACGUGACUAUGCCCAGUAUGUCCUACAGCAGCGACUUAACAACAUAGACCUUAGACACCGCAACGACGUGAUGAAACUGUACCUUCCUUACAUACAGAGUACAUAGACAAGCACGGGCUGUCUACAACACAGCUACCCAGUAAUUACGUUAUACAGAGUACAUAGACUAACACAGGUUGUCCACAACACAACCACCAAGUAGUUACGUUAUACAGAGUACAUAGACUAACACAGGUUGUCCACAACACAACUACCUAGUAGUUACGUUAUACAGAGUACAUAGACUAACACAGGUUGUCUACAACACAACUACCUAGUAGUUACGUUAUACAGAGUACAUAGACUAACACAGGUUGUCCACAACACAACUACCUAGUAGUUACGUUAUACAGAGUACAUAGACUAACACAGGUUGUCUACAACACAACUACCUAGUAGUUACGUUAUACAGAGUACAUAGACUAACACAGGUUGUCCACAACACAACUACCUAGUAGUUACGUUAUACAGAGUACAUAGACUAACACAGGUUGUCCACAACACAACUACCUAGUAGUUACGUUAUACAGAGUACAUAGACUAACACAGGUUGUCCACAACACAACUACCUAGUAGUUACGUUAUACAGAGUACAUA
Messenger RNA from Mizuhopecten yessoensis (Yesso scallop), 5517 nucleotides. RefSeq names its product tetratricopeptide repeat protein 28-like. The transcript has 20 exons. Gene Ontology annotation, molecular function: protein binding. The record is from RefSeq and is a predicted model, not a curated record. NCBI's taxonomy places the organism in Eukaryota, Metazoa, Mollusca, Bivalvia, Pectinida, Pectinidae. Bases 140 to 4987 code for a protein of 1615 amino acids.